Molecule: messenger RNA, 390 nt
Organism: Diatraea saccharalis (sugarcane borer)
Lineage: Eukaryota; Metazoa; Arthropoda; Insecta; Lepidoptera; Crambidae
Source: the annotation of a GenBank genome assembly
AUGGUUGGUCUGUUCGUGAUCAUUGGAGUCUUGCGCCGGCUGCGAUCCCGACCGCCUGAGCCGCCAAAUGGCGUGCCGAGCAGCCACCAGCCGCGCGAAGCCGUGACGAGCCACUAUCGAACGCGCUAUACGCGCAUCUUCACAGCACGAUCAACAAGUUUAGUGCAACACGCGACCAGCGCGGACCGAGUGCUCGCCCGUUAUUAUACCCAAGGGAUAAUCAACAAGUGGACAGGGAGACCAAUUUCCACAGGCGGCGACAAAACCAGCACCGUUACUUACUUUAAAAACACUUUAACAACUACGAGCAAAAAGCUAGCCUACAAUAUCACAACCGAAUAUCACAUCAAGCGGUGGCAAGCGAAGCUUCGUGGACGGCGGCUUACGUAA